This is a messenger RNA of Vigna angularis (adzuki bean), 1179 nucleotides long. RefSeq names its product annexin D3. The record is from RefSeq and is a predicted model, not a curated record. The coding region runs from base 98 to 1063 and encodes 321 amino acids. The transcript is spliced from 6 exons. NCBI's taxonomy places the organism in Eukaryota, Viridiplantae, Streptophyta, Magnoliopsida, Fabales, Fabaceae. Gene Ontology annotation, cellular component: cytoplasm. Gene Ontology annotation, molecular function: calcium ion binding; calcium-dependent phospholipid binding.
AACAAGAACUGAAACAUUCAAAAACACGUGUGAACUGUUUCUUUUAACGUGGAUUUGUUGUAAGCACUGAAAAACUCACCUUCGUUGUCUCAGGGAAAUGGCGUCAUUGAAACUGCCAGAGGUUGUUCCUUCUCCUACCCAAGACAGUGAAAGACUCAGAAAGGCUUUCCAAGGAUUUGGGACAGAUGAGAGAGCACUGAUACUGGUAUUGGGACACAGGAAUGCUCAACAAAGGAAGGAAAUUGCAGAAACUUAUAAGCAGCUUUACAAUGAAUCACUGAUUGAUCGUCUCCAUUCAGAAUUGUCUGGUGAUUUUAGAAAUGCUAUAAUUCUGUGGACUUACGACCCUCCAGAAAGGCACGCAAGACUAGCAAACAGUGCAUUGAAAGCUAAGAAAAAGGGGAUUAAACAACUUCAGGUUCUGGUUGAAAUAACAUGUGCUUCAACUCCUAACCAUUUGGUAGCUGUCAGGCAGGCUUAUUGCUCUCUCUUUGAUUCUUCACUCGAGGAAGACAUUAUUUCCAAUGUUGCUGCACCUCUCAGAAAGCUUUUAGUGAGCCUGGUAAGCUCAUACAGAUAUGAUAAAGUUGCUGUAAAUUUGGAGGUUGCCAAGUCAGAGGCAUCAAAACUGCAUGAAGCUAUCAGCAACAAAAAAUUAGAUGAUGAUCAUGUUGUGUGGACACUUAGCACCAGGAAUCUUUUCCAGCUUCGGGAAACUUUUACAUGCUACAACAACCUCUAUGGGAAUACAUUGGAACAGGGCAUAAAAAGUUGUGGUAGUGGUGAUUUGGAAGCUCUCUUACAACUGGUAAUAUUGUGUAUAGAUUCCCCUGAGAAACAUUUUGCAAAGGUUAUAAGAGAUUCAAUUGUUGGUCUUGGAACCGAUGAAGAUUCACUGAGCAGAGCUAUCGUAACUCGAGCAGAAGUUGACCUGUUGAAAGUAAGAUUUGAAUAUUAUACCAUGUUCAAGAUCAAUCUUGAUGAUGAUGUCUCAGGGGAUACCUCAGGGGACUACAAAGAUUUUUUGAUGACUUUGUUAGGGAGAGGUCCAGAAGGAGAGUGAUACUUUAUAACUACCAACAAACACUUGUCUUAUAUAAUCGUAUUAUAUGAUUGAUUGUAGGAUGACAUAUAUUUACGUUCAUUUGACAUAUAUUAUAAGAAUAAAACGAUUAUAAU